UUUCCCUCUUGGGCUGGCAGGCUGGCUCCAUUCCCACGUCCCACGACCCAAGUCGCGGCGCGUGGGUGCACGUUCCCCUUUUCUGGCACAGAGGCUGGGGCUGGUACUCCUGACACGGCUCAGGAGCCCCGACAAGACGCGCUAGACCAGAAGUCAAUUCUCGUUUAUUUCUUCAUUCUCUUCACUGCCAGGCUGCAUUCUUCUUCUCCCAACAGGCUACUCUCAUCCUUGCUUUCUCCAGCAAGAGAGCUCUAGUCAGGGCGCCUGAGUCGUCUCUGCCCAAAGUCACGAGACGGCGUGGCUGCGAUUUGGCCGGCGGCUCACCGAGCCCAGCUAGUCCACCACCACCGACAAGGCCAGGUGCCCGGUGUCUGCCCCCAGGAGCGCUGGAAACUCUGCGCAUCUAAUCGUGUUGUAGGCGCCCAUUCAACUGGCCGGCUUGACAAGAUCCAUGGCAUAGCCUAGCCUGCCAAGCCUGUAUUCAGUUGCCCUUUGGGCGUACUUGGUACUUGCCAAUUCGAGCACCUGGCCGCAGACGGAUCGACGCCGAGGGCCUGUAUUGGGAACAGCUGGAUACCUACAUCUAGGUAUCUACCUCUAGAUAUCUACCUAGACCGACGUCUCUGGCCACCCCACCCCUGUGACCUCCACAGCAAAGAUGCUGCCCAGGGCGAGCCUCCAGGUGCGAGGUGCCGACCAGUCGGUCACCAAGCGAAAAGCCCUCGAAGAUGCCCAGAAGAUGCAGAUGCACAUCGUGGAGGAGUCCAACAAGAACGGCAAGGAACCGCCGCCCUACGUCCUCCAGGAGCUCAUCGGCAAGGGCAGCUACGGCCGUGUCUACAAGGCCAACGACGUCAAGGACAACCGCGUCGUCGCCGUCAAGAUCAUCGACAUCGACGAGAGCGACACCCUCAACCCCAAGCUGGCCGACACGUACCGGGAGAUCAUGAACGAGAUCGGCGCCCUCAAGCUUCUGGGCGACAGCGGCGCCCGCAACGUCAACUUCGUCCUCGAGGCCAUGCCCGUGCAGUCGUCCAUGUGGAUCAUCACCGAGUACUGCGCCGGCGGCAGUGUAUCCACGCUCAUGCAGCCUACCGCUCCCCACGGUCUGCAGGAGAAGUGGAUCAUCCCAAUCCUGCGUGAGGUCGCCGAGGCCAUCUUCUGGGUCCACCGUCAGGGCAUCAUCCACCGCGACAUCAAGUGCGCAAACGUCCUCAUCACCGAGGCCGGCGGGGUCCAGCUGUGCGACUUCGGCGUCGCCGGCGUCAUAGAGACGCGUCUCGACAAGCGCACCACCGUCAUCGGCACCCCUAACUGGAUGGCCCCGGAGCUGUUUGACGGCUCCAACUCGUACGGCACCGAGGUUGACAUCUGGGCCUUUGGGUCCCUCGUCUUUGAGGUUGCCUCGGGCCUGCCCCCCAAUGCCCUGUCUGGCAUGGCCUUUCACCAGCUUGGGGACUUCAUCAAGAAGCAGGUCCCGAGGCUGGGGGGCGACCAGUACUCGGAUGCGCUGAAGGACCUAGUCGCCUACUGCCUGGUCGACGAUCCCGCCAAGCGGCCGCCCAUCGAGGCCAUACAGCAGCACCCCUACAUCUUCCAAACCGAGGAAAUGUUUCCCACCUCGUCACUGGCGCUGCUGGUCAGGGCCUACAGGCUUUGGGAGUCACAAGGAGGAUCGAGGAAGUCGCUCUUCAACCCCGGAGGUGCCCAGGGGCUGAACGGCCUGUCAGAAAGCGACCUAUCGUCAACCGCCCUGGCAGCCGACGAGUGGAACUUCAGCACAACCAUGGCGUUUGACCAGCGCGUCUUUGACGACUCGGACAACCAGGCCGUAUAUGACGUCUACGGGUCCAACCUUGGCCUGCCCGAAUUCAAUGACGAGACUACCCGGCCUUCAAAGACCAACAAGGGACGACGCCGCCCACCUCCGCAACUGCCGGUCCUGAAGGCACCGCUGGAGAAGGUGUUCGACCCCAACACCAUUUCCAACUACGAGGACAACUCACGGGUCUAUUAUGGGCGACCCAUGCCGGCUCCCGUUGCCUCGGAUCUUCCGCUCCGGGACGACUCACUGCACUCCACUCUCCGGGAGUCCCUGAUCGACCUAGAUAUGUCCCUGGACGGGAGCCGCUUGUCAAUGUUCACCGACAUGGAGACCAUCAGAGCCUCAAACUCGCAUGCCGCGGCAGGCGUGGACUACAGUCACUUGGACUACAGCAUGGACGACAGCCACGAUUUCAACAAGGCGCCGCUCAGCGAUCCGGCAGACCUGAACAACAACCGCCGCACACGGGACUGGAAGUUUCCGUCGAUGCAGGCGGCGCCGCUGUCGGCCAACCCUGAGAUGUCACACUUUUCAUUCCACGACGAUCUUGGCAUGACGCCCGAGCCUUCGCCACCGCCGCAGGGGAGGCCCCAGCUGCUCCAUCACCAGACGGACCCGGUUGGGAUGCAGUCGCAGGCUUACAACGAACUGUCGGUACCUCGGGCGCCGGACAACCGAACCUCGGUGAGCUCCCUGAUCGACCUGGACGAGAGCCUGCCAGACAGCAUGCCAGAGCUCACCCGCCCAUCCACAGCCAACUCGGACGUGGUUAGCGUGACGGGCUCGGACAUUGGGAUGACGGCCAACCCAUUCGAAUUCGAGCGGCACGCGUCCAUCUAUGUGAGCAGCCCGCCUCGGGGCGGCGGCGGUGGCGGCAGCUUUGGCGGCAGAGAGCCUUCCAUCUACGUAUCGGACGACUCCGACUUCGCACGGCUUGCUGUCGGGAGCAAGCAGGAAGGAAGCGCCAGCAUGCCGAACCUGGUGCUGAACGACGGCAACGACGGUUCCCUCGUUGGAUCGUCCGAUCCUCAACGCAGGCCGAGGCCCGACUCGUUCGAAGACGGGGGCUAUCCGGGCGGGGAGUAUCUCGACACGGACUAUCUGAAUAUGAUGGAUCACCGGCGAGAAACGCAGGAAAACCUGGGUGGCGGCGGCCAGAUGCCGCAACGAUACAACAUGGAUCAGCAGCAGUUCCCGCAGCAACACACCCAGGACCUCGAAGAGAUGCCGGUGCUCCCCAACCCGCCAUCGGCGCGGGUGAUGCAGGGUGUCUGCAGCCGGCAGGAAGCCAGCGACGAGCUGCAGCGGAUGCUGGCCAGCUUCCAGGAGCAUCUCAGCUUCUCUCACGCACACAUUUUAAACCUCCCUAUCCUCCGGAGAAAUCCCUCGGGAGCCGGCGGUGGUGGUGGUGGUGGCGGUGGUGGCGGCGGCGGCGGCGACAGGCUGGAACAUGCGGUCGAAGAUUGAUGUGAAAGAUUGAGCCAUAUCGAACCGAUAUAAAACGCACUGGGAAACAAGCAGCGUGGAUGAAAGAUGAGGACGAGCGAGCAGUUCAUAGCGCAGGGCGUUGCAUGAGCAUUGGGAUAUAGAAGCUCUGUCUUGAAGUUUCAGGCAAGAGAUGCCGUUAUGACAUUCUUAGAUACCAGGUAACCUGCGACAUUCUGUUUUUUUUUCUCCCUCUUAUCUGUUUCCCAUUAACAUAUUCUUUAUUUCCGUCAAUCUUGACAUUGACCCAGCCAUCAGUAAUCAAAAUUCCAUUCAUCUAGGAUAUGCACAAGGAAGAGACAGUUGCCAGGAGGAGGGCGCUGGAUGUAGUGAGACGGCUGGUGAGACCAUGAGAGAAUGUAUGGAAUGAAUUUUGAGUGCCGCGCCUCC
Messenger RNA from Gaeumannomyces tritici R3-111a-1, 3700 nucleotides. Its product is annotated as STE/STE20/YSK protein kinase. Gene Ontology annotation, biological process: protein phosphorylation. The record is from RefSeq and is a predicted model, not a curated record. Lineage: Eukaryota; Fungi; Ascomycota; Sordariomycetes; Magnaporthales; Magnaporthaceae. Bases 659 to 3292 code for a protein of 877 amino acids. Gene Ontology annotation, molecular function: ATP binding; protein kinase activity. The transcript has a single exon.